Messenger RNA from Poecilia latipinna (sailfin molly), 2030 nucleotides. RefSeq names its product alkB homolog 3, alpha-ketoglutarate dependent dioxygenase (gene alkbh3). The transcript has 10 exons. Gene Ontology annotation, biological process: DNA alkylation repair. Gene Ontology annotation, cellular component: mitochondrion; nucleoplasm. NCBI's taxonomy places the organism in Eukaryota, Metazoa, Chordata, Actinopteri, Cyprinodontiformes, Poeciliidae. The coding region runs from base 118 to 1014 and encodes 298 amino acids. The record is from RefSeq and is a predicted model, not a curated record. Gene Ontology annotation, molecular function: dioxygenase activity.
UGAGGCUUGAUAGUUUGAAGUAGGAUCUAUUUUUCUGUAACACGGUAGCAAUGGCUGACAGACAUCAGUAUUAUUGUAAGUCUCUCUUGACUUGAGCUGGUAUUUAGAUUGGAUGGGAUGUCAGAUAAGCGCCAGCGUGCAAGAGUCCAGGGUUCCUGGGCCAAACAGCUGCCAAAACCCUCAAACAGUCAAACUGCGAGCAGCCUAAACAAUCAACCCAAAAAUGUUAACGCCGCCUCUGGUACAUGGGGAUUUGGCAACCAGAAAACAUCUAAAGCAUUUGAGUUUCACAAACCCUCCAAGCCAAUAAGAGAAGUGCCUCCAGAGAAAGUAAUAGAACAUUUGGGUGAUUAUGAAAUAAGUCUCGGGCCUUCUGGGGUGUCUUGGCUGCGGCUGCGGCCCGGGUUCCUCACACCAGAGGAGGCUGACUGGAUGUUCAGUAAGCUGCUAGCGGAGCUGCCAUGGUCCCAGAAGACGAACUACAGACUGGGUGAGGCGUAUGAAGAGCCCAGGCUCACCUGCUGGUUCGGAGAGUUACCGUAUACAUACUCUCGCUCCACUAUGGCUGCCAACACACAGUGGCAUCCGCUGCUGGUCGCCCUCAGAGAGGCGGUGGAGCAGGCCAGCGGCUGCACCUUCAACUCGCUGCUGUGUAACUUGUAUCGAGACGGACACGACAGCAUCGGCUGGCACAGCGACGACGAGGCCUCUUUGGGCCCCACGCCCACCAUCGCGUCUCUGAGUCUGGGCGACACCAGAGCCUUCAGCCUUCGCAAGCAGCCUUCAGCGGAGGACAACGGCGACUACACGUAUGUGGAGCGAAUCCGGAUUCCUCUGAGCCACGGGACUCUGCUGCUGAUGGAGGGAGCCACGCAGGACGACUGGCAGCAUCAAGUGGCAAAGGAAUACCACGACCGGGGCCCGCGCAUCAACCUGACCUUCAGGACCGUCCACCCGGAGCCGGAGGGCCACAGGCCCGGCACAAAAAUGAGGUUCACAGCAAAGAACCCGUAGGUUCCUCUCUGAGUCAGGUACCAACGGCUGGUGAAGGAAAACUUCAUCGCUUAAAUGAAGAUAUGUUUUUGAAGAAGGAGGUAUGAGUUGCAGUGUAAAUUAUCACAUAGUCCUGCUUAGUUUAUAUAAUCAGAGAAAACUGGUUGAGAAAAUAGUAUUCAACAUUUCUGAGGCUGUAAUAACAUACUUUUUCUGAUUUCCACCCUAAUGAAUGAAUUUCAUCAGUUCGAUGUAAAAUCUGGCCAAAAUAUAUUUUUGGACAACUGUUUUUGGAUGACUGUCAAAUGUUUGUGUUGGUUCGUAGUGUAAGAAGGAUCUGGAGUGACUAAUGUGUAAAGAAACUGUUCAGGAUGUUCAUUUUAAGUUCUUUUCUUUUUUUAGCCACUCGGGUCAGCUAGCGACAGGAAGUGGGUUUAUUAGUGGGGAUAAACGUUCUUGGAAAAGUUGAUCAAACAAAACUAUUUUGUUUUUUGUUUGUUUAAUUUUCUUGACAAAUGUUCAAAUCCUAAAAUAAUAAAAACACGAAAGCUUUAUGGAAAUUGAAGUCUGUAGUUUUCUGUAUCCGAGAAAUAAAAGGGAGACUUGAUGUGAGAAACUGCAAAAUUAUUUCAACCACUUCAUUUUCUGAAGUUUGUCAUGUGACAACAUAAACUGAAUCCAUCAGCUGAGCUGUAGAGUUUUAGUCUUAAACAUUGUGAUGUAAAUGGAGGAUUGACUCUCUCUAAAUCUUUUCUGUAAAGUGAAAGUGUUGCUACUUGGCAGGGAACUGAAGACAAACCUGAAGCUGAUUUAUCUUCAUUUUUAUUUUUUAUCAGACGAUGAGGAAAUUUGAUUUAGUGUGACUUAAUGAAAUAGAUCUACAGCUGGAACCAAGAUAUUUUCAUAAACUGACUAAAAACAAACAUACGUGCUUUUUUUCUCACUGCCUGAAGUUAAAUCUGACCAAACCUUUCUUGAUUUAGGUCUGUUAGAAUUACCAAAAUUAUUUCUAUUUCCCAGCUGCCAGAAAACUUUGC